AUGUGCAAUGUAAUCAGGUCCAGACUCAAUAUGAUUCAUCGUGCCUUUUAUGCUGUGAUGGUUAAAGUUGUCGACGAAGAUUCACCACCAUCAUCAAGUCAGCGUAAAAGGCGGCGUGUUUUCCUUGAUUCAAGUGAUGAGGAAAAUAGUAAAGAACUGUCUAAUAAGUGCGUUUCACCAAAACCUAACUCAGAUAAGUUAUCAAAUGCCACUGGUCAUUUUGCGAGAGAUUUAACUAAUGCCUUCAGUAUCACGUCUUCGCCAGCCAGGAAAAACAAGUCUCCAGUUAGAAACUCUUCCCCAAUCCGUUCAGCCCCGAAAAGUGGCAUAUUGAAUGCCUCCGCAAAUUCAAAUUUUGCCUUGGAUGUGGGCGAUGAAGGCACCGAGGGAUCUUGGCCUCAUCUAACGUACCCGUUUCUAAAGCCUGAUCGGAUCAAAGACUCAUGUGGUCGUCGUCCAGAUCACCCCGAAUACGACCCAAGAACUCUUUUUGUGCCAGAAGAAUUCCUUAGGAAGCAAUCGCCUGCUCUGCGCCAGUGGUGGAUUCUCAAAUCACAGAAUUUCGACACACUUCUGUUUUUUAAAAUGGGCAAGUUCUACGAGCUCUACCACAUGGAUGCAGUUAUCGCUGUGGAGGAGUUACGUCUAUCUUAUAUGCGAGGUGACUGUGCUCAUUCUGGGUUCCCAGAAAUUGCCUUUCAAAGAAUGGCGGAUCGUCUACUCAACCGCGGUUAUAAAGUAGCGCGAAUCGAACAAACGGAAACCCCUGAGGACAUGGCUAAGCGAACAAGUGGCCGCCCAGGUUCGGACAAAGUGGUGCGUCGGGAAAUAUGCCAGGUCAUCACUCCUGGGACUUGGUUUGCGCCUCUACGUAACGGAAUUUCUUCUGAUAACGCUGCAGAAACCUCGUUCGCAUCGUCGUCUUCCCAACCCGCUACUCAACCCGAACUAGAAAUCGACCUUGGAUUCAACCGACACCUUUUGGUAGUUCUCGAGGAACCGAUUAAUGGCAGUUCGAAUACUCAGUUUGGCGUAGCUCUACUAAAAGCCGCUACGGGAGAAAUCAUGAUUGGCCAAUUCUUGGAUGAUAUUCACUACUCCCGCUUGUGUACAACUAUUGCCCAUUUUCCACCGUCGCAGAUCUUGUUCGAACGAGGUAAUCUGAGCAGCAAGUUGCGUAGAAUACUAAAGGCUCGUCUUCCGGAUGUCCCAUUUGAGGGUCUGGCCAGUGGGAAGCAAUUUCUUUCGGCUCGCGAGACCAUUUGUACUUUGGAAUCAGGCAAUUAUUUUUCCCUCGCCGCCGGAGAAGAUAAUGAUGAAUCAGGAGACUCGGUGUUGUUGCGCCAGACAAAAGCGGGUUGCUGGCCCCGAGACCUGUUGCGGAUGCUUGACCCAGUUGAUACCCUUGGGAGGACCCCCUUGCCGGAGUAUGAGCUGGCUCUUCGGUGUCUCGGCGCCGUAGUGUUUUAUCUGCACUAUUGCCUCACCGACACAGAGAUCCUCUCCCUGGGUCUCAUUCACGAGUACCGUCCAGCUGAUGCUGGCAAUCCCCCGGCUUUAGCGAAAUCCGCCUCCAGUGAGCCCUUUUACGAGCGACAAGUGAACAUGGUACUCGACAGUGUCACGCUGGAGAAUCUCGAAAUUCUGUCCAGCAACUUCAACGGAUCAACGGAAGGCACUCUUCUUGAAAGACUAGAUUCGUGUUGUACAUCAUUCGGUCGCCGCAUGUUGCGAUCGUGGAUAGUGAACCCACCUUGUCACCCUGUUGCCAUCACCAAGCGCCAAGACGCUGUGGAGGAACUGAUGGAAUUGUCUGUGCAAUUGCAAGGCAUUCGUGAUAGCCUCAGGCGAUUACCCGAUCUCGAGCGUCUACUUACGAAAAUCCAUAUAAUGGGCUGGAAUGCCGCGAGACCUGAUCACCCGGAGACACGGGCAAUUGUUGUGGAUGAAACCAUCUACUCGAAGCGAAAAAUAACCGACUUUCUCAUCACCCUAUGUGGCUUCAAGUCAGCUAUGCGUAUUGUCCAAGACUUCUCGCAAUUCAAUCCCAGGUGUGAGCUCCUCCACUCGAUUACCACCCUGCGUCCGAAUGGAGGAGCUUUUCCUGAUUAUGCUGAAAAGCUGGCUCUUUUUGACAAAGCAUUUGACCACGAACAAGCAAAACGAGAUGGCUGUAUUGUUGUGGAACCGGGUUUUGAUCCAGAAUUUGACAAAGCUUGUCAAGGCCUCGAGGAGGCUGAGCAGAAAAUGGAGGACUUUUUAGCGGAACAAAGUGACAUUAUAGGUUGUCAGUUAUCCUACACUGGAACUGGGAGGAACCGUUUUCAAAUUGAAGUUCCUGACGCUUACAUGGGUAGGGUUCCGCGGUUCUGGGAGGCCACUGGUCAGCGGAAGGGCUUCAAGCGCUUCCGUCCGCCUGCAAUAAACGAACUGUUCGCUCGUCUUGUAGCCGCCGAGGACGCCAAACAAGAGAGCUUACAGGGCAUCAUGCGGCGCCUCUUUGCGUCCUUCAGCUCAAGUUUCUCUGACUGGCAGGCUGGCGUUAAGUGCAUCGGCGAGUUGGAUUGUCUCCUCUCAUUAGCCAAUUACAGCGCCUCUGCAGCUGCAGUUACUUGCCGUCCGCAAUUAUGCCCCCUCGAUCUCGAUACAAAGCCGUUCUUGGAGAUCUUGGGUGGUUUCCACCCGUGUCUUAUGCGAAGCUUCGCUGGCGGCGACAUAACGCCGAACGACCUGCAGUUGGGUCUUAUUUCCGACCAGAAGGAAAAAACCGUGACGGGUUUCAAGCCGGGCGCAACAACUCUACUGAUAACCGGACCCAACAUGGGCGGCAAGUCAACCCUCAUGCGUCAGACUGCCCUUCUGGUCAUUCUCGCUCACCUGGGGUGUCAUAUUCCGGCUACAAGCUGUCGCCUUACGCCUGUCGAUCGAAUAUUCACGCGAAUCGGUGCCUCGGACCGUCUGAUUUCGGGCCAAAGCACUUUCUACGUGGAGCUCGCUGAAACAGCUGUCAUCCUGAACCACGCAUCCCCACACAGCCUGAUUCUCAUCGACGAACUUGGCCGGGGCACGUCAACACGUGACGGCUCCGCGUUGGCCGCUGCCGUUCUCAAACGCCUAUCAUGUCCGCCGCGCGGUCCCGGCCCGCUCACACUCUUCUCCACGCACUAUCAUCACUUGGCCGAGUCACUGCAAAAGAACAAAUGCGCCUUCGCCGGCGCGCUUGACAUCGGGCACAUGGAUUGCCUAGUUGGUGACGGUGAGCAAAAGGAUCAAACGGGGGAGAAUGAAACCGGUGCCGAGACGAUUAUUUUCCUCUACAAACUUGUGCCAUCGGCUUGUCCCAAGAGCUACGGUUUCAAUGUCGCCCGUUUAGCCCACAUUCCCGAACAGGUACGUUUACAUCUGCUUGUUUUCGGUAUACUAAUGAAUUAG
Messenger RNA from Mesocestoides corti, 3432 nucleotides. The record is from the annotation of a GenBank genome assembly. Lineage: Eukaryota; Metazoa; Platyhelminthes; Cestoda; Cyclophyllidea; Mesocestoididae.